UUAGUGUUUAAAAGAAACCAGGUAACUUUAUCAGGACCAUGUUUUCAAACUUUUAAUACACGUUGAGUACUGUAUGCCCAGCAGCACCAAUCGCACCUGAUCACUAGCACAACUACAGCAUACAAUAAUCAUGACUAGAAAACAUUAAGAAUUCACAACAGCAACGCCGAAGUUCCAUUGACUUGAGCUAGGAGGUGAUUAAAAGAGGAAGAAAAGAAAGGUGCGUUCAUUGUGACAGCCCUCACGGCCGAACGACAGCACUAAUGGCACCUGCGGUUAUGCGGGCUGACAAGGAUACCGGUGCCCACGGCGCUCCGCUCGGCGCAUGCGUUGCGCUGCCGGCAAUUGUUGCUCCGCUCCGCUCCGUUCCAACUUGCAGUCGGCCCCCGAGAGGCGUAGGCGCGGCCGGGGCCGGGAUGAGAGAGGCGAGGCGGGGCGGCCCGUGGGCGCUGUCGCUGUCCUUGGUGCUGGCCGUGGGGUGCGCGGCGCGCAGCGCCGAUGAGCCCAGCAACAUGUCCUACGUGAAGGAGACGGUGGAUAAGCUGCUGCACGGCUACGAUAUCCGCCUCAGGCCUGACUUCGGAGGUCCGCCCGUCGACGUGGGCAUGCGGAUCGAAAUCGCCAGCAUCGACGUGGUGUCGGAAGUCAACAUGGACUACACCCUUACCAUGUACUUCCAGCAAUCGUGGAGGGACAAAAGGCUCUCUUAUUCUGGAAUACCUCUGAACCUAACACUGGACAACAGAGUAGCUGAUCAGCUCUGGGUGCCUGACACGUAUUUCCAAAAUGACAAGAAGUCCUUUGUCCAUGGAGUGACAGUGAAAAACCGAAUGAUUCGGCUCCAUCCAGAUGGGACAGUCCUCUAUGGCCUACGGAUUACAACAACAGCUGCUUGCAUGAUGGAUCUACGAAGAUAUCCUCUGGAUGAACAAAACUGCACUCUAGAAAUUGAAAGUUAUGGAUACACCACUGAUGAUAUUGAAUUUUACUGGAACGGAGAGUCUGCAGUAACUGGAGUUAGUAACAUCGAGCUCCCACAAUUUUCUAUUGUUGAUUACAAGAUGAUAUCAAAGAGAGUGGAGUUCACAACAGGAGCAUAUCCUCGGUUAUCACUUAGCUUCCGGCUUAAGAGAAAUAUUGGUUACUUCAUUCUGCAAACAUAUAUGCCUUCCACGUUGAUCACAAUUCUGUCAUGGGUAUCUUUUUGGAUCAAUUAUGAUGCCUCUGCAGCCAGAGUUGCUCUUGGAAUCACAACUGUGCUGACCAUGACAACCAUUAGCACCCACCUUAGGGAGACACUGCCAAAGAUUCCCUAUGUCAAGGCAAUAGAUAUUUACCUGAUGGGAUGCUUUGUGUUUGUGUUUCUGGCCUUGCUGGAAUAUGCUUUUGUAAACUAUAUAUUCUUUGGGAAAGGACCCCAGCGUCAAAAAAAGGCAGCAAUCAGAGAGACAGGCAGGAAGAGCAGACUGGAAACAUAUAGAGUCCAGAGAGUCACAGCACAGGUUGAGCCCCACGGAAACAUGCUGCUUAGCACACUCAACAUAAGAAAUGAUGUCAGCAGCUCGGAUGUGUUCUUGAGCCGCCGUGAUGCCCAAGGCCCCAUGUACACAUCUGAUGGUCUGCAGCACAGAAGGGCCCUCUCUGGCAGGGCGCCCUACAGCAGGAGCGCACUGGACAGGCACAGGCUUCAUCAGAAAGGGCACUUGCGAAGGAGGGCAUCCCAGAUCAGAGUCAAGAUACCUGACUUGACUGAUGUUAACUCCAUAGACAAGUGGUCCAGGAUGGUCUUUCCUGUCACAUUUAUUCUUUUCAAUGUUGUUUACUGGCUGUAUUAUGUACACUAAUGUAUGCAAUAAUGUUGCUGUACACUAACAUAUUGAGGCUUGUUUCUUUUCCAUCCCAGUUUUGCUAACUACAAAUAUCUGCAAUAAACAUAACAUGAGAUUUUCAAGGUAAGGUACCUAUCCAAUGAAUACCUCUAGAUCUAGGCUUUCAAAGCAAACACUCAAAUAAAUGAAAAAGCACCCAUACUUACCACAUUCUGAUCAGAAUACUACUAAAUUCCUUAAUUUCUACGGUAUGCAUCACUCACAAUCUUCCUGUAUUUGCUUUUGUCUUUUUUAAGUGGAAUAAAAUUUAGCCACAUACUGUAAUCCCCUGGCAGCAUAUUUCCAAACAAGAUAGUAAAAUGACUCAAAGCAGUCAUCAUGUCACAGUAUUUAAGUAUUAAAAGUGUAAAGAAAUCAGAAGAAAUAACUUUCGCAAGAUUAUAACUGUUGCAUCACACACCAUUUCAAAAUAAUUCUACUAAAAAAUGUUUUCAUUCAAGGAGAUAUAAGCCAACUAAUAUUUCAGAGAGGCCAGGAUCUUCAAAGGAAAGAAACGGAGACAAACUCCACUGAGUUUUCAACCAUGGAAUCAGAGGUUUGGACCUAACUGGAAUUUUGUUAUUUCCACAAAGUAGCAAAGUUGAAAUUGAUAUGCCAUCUGUAAUUAUGUAUUAAAAUCAGAAAAUUCCUGCAAGCAAUUGCUACAGGAUACCCCAGACCCAAAGCGGACUGUUUUCUUGGCUUUCAGAUUUCCUGUAUCCAGUAAUUGCAACACAUCUUCCCAAGAGCUAGCAGAGAUCUGGGAACAGAUCAAGCAAGAGUUCUGCACACAGGGUCCUACAGAUUUCCCGACUCUGAUGAAGAACAGAAGACAUAGCCAAGCCUAAAGGCACACUAGUGGUGCUGGAUACAUGGCUCUUCCCACUCUCAGAGCUCAGAUUAGGCCAACACCACUGCGUGUUGCCAAACAUAAACCCAGGCAAGGAGCCGAGCCCCAGUAACCUGCCUUCAGCUAAAGAGUAGUAGGUCAGCCAUCUACCUGCAGCAAACCUUCUAAGAGUCUAGAAACAGUCCAGAAUGAUAAAUGCCCAAGAAUGGGAAUAACUUCAAUGUAUUUAUUACAAAAAAACGUGAAGCUGCAACAGGCAUUUGGCAUCGCUAAUCCAGUGGGGUACUUGAGUCUAGCAGUUUUGUUGUGAAUUCCAAGGUCUCAAUCUCAUCCCAUAUUCAGUGGAGCACAGAAAUUGUCUCAACCUUUAAUAGAAUAGUUGCUGUGACAGCUUAGAGAUCACUGCAUACCUGCCUGAUUACAAUAGUAAUUUCUCUGCGUGCUACAGGUACUGAAACACCAGCAAAGACUCCUCUGAUGGUCUAACAUACCUUCAGCUUAACACCAAAACUGUAACUAUAAUUUUGCAUAUAUGUAUCCAUCCGCUGCUAUCAGUAAUAAAAGAACCCAAUGUCAAAUGCAGUCUGCAACUCACUCUUAGGAAAUAGCACCUAACUGUGACACUCAAGAUCAUCUAAACCAAAAGAGAAAAGGAAAAAAAGCUUUCAGAUGCUAACCUGCUCCUGUUAACCUCUCUCCAGCUCAGAAAUGCCAAACUAGUUCAACUGAUUGGACACAGUCAAAGACAGAGUAGAAGGAAAGUCCAU
This is a messenger RNA of Phasianus colchicus (ring-necked pheasant), 3485 nucleotides long. The record is from RefSeq and is a predicted model, not a curated record. Lineage: Eukaryota; Metazoa; Chordata; Aves; Galliformes; Phasianidae.